Molecule: messenger RNA, 3805 nt
Organism: Oncorhynchus nerka (sockeye salmon)
Lineage: Eukaryota; Metazoa; Chordata; Actinopteri; Salmoniformes; Salmonidae
Product: F-box/WD repeat-containing protein 2-like
Molecular function (GO): protein binding
Source: RefSeq, a predicted model, not a curated record
GACUUGCUUCCAUUCAGCCACGGGCACUGAUGUUUGUCAAUUAGGCCUUGCUUGCAGUCGGAGUUCUUCCACACCAAUCUUGACAAACCAUUUCUGUAUGGACCUUGCAUUGUCAUGCUGAAACAGGAAAGGGCCUUUCCUGCGAUUACUUUAUUGAGAUCCUCCAUUAAUCUUAUUUGUGAGUUGAUGCUGUUCAGGUGGGUGCCUUCUCCCUUGUUAGUUCAAAUGUUUUAAAUGAAAGUCAAUUAACUAAGACCAUACCCAGCUGUAUUGGUGUCUAUGGGAGACCCACCCAUUGUGCCCUCUUUCCAGUACAAGACAUCCUUAAAUCAUGCACAGAUGUGUGCGACUCUUGGCUGCAGUAAGACAUCUGUAGCCUAGAUUUACGUUAAUACUUCUAAACAUAAUGUUUUGGGUUCUCAUACUUACAAUGAUGUUUUGAUUGUUGCUUGACCAGUUGCUAAGAUUUUAUUUGGUUGUGAUCUUUGCUAAAUAACUAUUUUGGGUGCAUCAGUUGCUUACACUCGUUGACAGUCUGUAGCAAAAGCUAACCAAAUAACCAUGUUACUGGUUGAAGUGUUUAUAAUGCAGUUGGUUUACGAUAGUGACAAACAUAUUAGGGACAAACAAAAGUAUUAUGAAAUGCACUCGUAAGCAAAAGGUAAACGGAGGCUUUUUUUUGCUUGCGUUCUGUAAGAACUCGUUCGUGUUCUGCCACCAACUUGCGAGCAUCGCCCUCGUGCGGCAAAGUGACCACACAAGAAAGGGAGUCUUCAAUACCACCCGGUUAAGGCCUAGGUGAACUGUCGUCAGUUUUCAAACUGAGGCGCAACAUCGCGGGAACGCUUGCGAAAAGACCAGGCCGGGGUUUAAGUAGUCAAUGACAGAACGUUCUUCAUUACAAGUUAAUUUACUCAAUGUAAAGACCCAGCUCAAAAUUAAGCAAAUGUCAUAAGUAGUUGAACAUAUUUUAAAAAAUCCAAUCUCGUGAAAGUGACAAACUGACACGUUUUGUCGAAAACAACAUAAUAUCAAAGGAGUGCAUUUGAUUUGAGACCAUGCGCAGUUCAGCACGAGACGACGGAUAAUGUUAAGUGUUUCUGAGCAUGAGUUUUAAGCUAGCCAUGACAUCACCUACAGGUGUGAUCGGGGAUUUCUAUUGGAGACAGAAAUUGCUUCAAUAUAAAUACUGUUCUUUCUUUGAUAUUGUCAUUUAUCCACGGUCAUUGCCAUACGUCCCAAUGGUAAGGACGUCCCAAUGAUUCCGAAUAGCACUAGCAAUUUAUUCACCAUCUUAGUGAAGUUUUAACAUUUUGACAAAGGUGAAAGAGAUUGACCCGGAACAACAUAGCUAAGUAGCCGGAAAGAGGUUUACAGAAAUAGUAGUUUGCAAAAAGAGGGAUGUAUCCAGCUAGAUUGGACCUGACUAGGUCGACGUUCUCAUGUGCCCAUGGAGAAGGCGGUCUUUGAGGGGUGGCUGGAGUCAGUCUCCGCCUCUUUCCUCUCGCUUAGUGACCAGCAGCGCAACCAGUCCCUGGACCAGCUCAUCUCGCUGAGUAAUGCUGUCCAGCUCCGGCACCUGUCCAAUGGGCUGGAGGUGUUGCUUAAGAGGGAUUUCCUGCGCCUGUUGCCCCUGGAGCUCACUUUCUACCUGUUGCGGUGGCUGGACCCGCAGACCCUGCUUACCUGCUGCCUGGUGUGCAAGCAGUGGAACAAGGUGAUCAGCGCGUGCACGGAGGUGUGGCAGGGCGUGUGUCGGGACCUGGGCUGGCGCAUCGAUGACUCCAUCCAGGAUGCGUCCCACUGGAAGGGUGUCUACCUCAAGGCCAAGCUGCGCAUGAUGCAGCUGAAGAACCAGGAGGCAUUUGAGACGUCGUCGCUCAUCGGGCACAGUGCCCGUGUCUACGCCCUCUACUACAAGGACGGCCUUCUUUGCACAGGCUCUGAUGACCUUUCUGCCAAACUGUGGGACGUACGCACCGGGCAGUGCAUCUACGGCAUUCAGACGCACACCUGCGCCACGGUGAAGUUUGAUGAGCAGAAGCUGGUGACUGGUUCCUUUGACAACACCAUUGCCUGUUGGGAGUGGAGCACGGGGGCCAAGAUCCAGCAGUUCCGUGGGCACACGGGUGCAGUGUUUAGCGUGGACUACAAUGAUGACCUGGACACACUGGUGAGUGGCUCGGCCGACUUCUCUGUGAAGGUGUGGGCGCUGUCGGCAGGCGCCUGCCUCAACACCCUGACGGGACACACCGAGUGGGUCACCAAGGUGAUUCUCCAGAAGAGUGAAGUAGAGUCCAUGGUCCACUGUCCUGGCGACUACAUCCUGUUGAGUGCUGAUAAAUUUGAAAUAAAGGUUUGGCCUAUAGGCAGGGAAAUCAACUGCAAGUGCUUGAAGACUCUGUCCGUGUCAGAGGACCGCGGUGUGUGUCUGCAGCCUCGCCUGCAGUUUGAUGGCCGCUACAUUGUCUGUAGCUCGGAUCUGGUCUACCAGUGGGACUUUGCCAGCUUCGAUAUCCUCAGGGUCAUCAAAACACAGGACCCUGCCAACCUCUCCCUGCUCAGCUUUGGUGAGGUGUUCUCGCUCCUCUUUGACACCGACUUCCUGUAUGUCAUGGAUCUGAGGACAGAAAAAAUAACUGGCCGCUGGCCCCUGCCCGCCUACAGGAAGUCCAAACGAGGCUCCAGCUUCCUGCCGGGAGUCACCUCCUGGCUCAAUGGGCUGGAUGGGAGAAAUGACUCUGGCCUCGUGUUCGCCACCAGCAUGCCCGAUCAUAGCAUUCACUUGGUUCUGUGGAAGGAAAACACCACUAGAGGUGAAACCUACGAUGGCUAGGUUGUCAACUGUCAUGUAAACGGGGUGCUCUGACUUGAAACCCAUAGCCAAGUUAGAUAAUGCAUGGACCAAAGUGUUAAUGUUUUUUCUACCUUUUCUUUCUCGACACAUGCUCUCAUAAUCAAACAUCAUGCAACGUGCUUUCAGAAAGACUAUUGGAGAUGGUUUCACCAACUGAAACGCUGCUAUGAAUACAAGGGGAUGAAAGGCCCAGUUCAGAGGGCAACGGCAGCGGUUGGUGUUAGUUCCAACCCUGCCAUGGAUUCUCUUGAAGGAAAUACGACGACGGGGAGGGUGGCUGAAUGAAGACGGAACUCUCGAGAAACUGCGUGGUCAUGUCAGGCUCCACAGCUGUAGAUAUUUCCCCUGUAUUACUAUGUAUCGGGACCUUUACACUUCGGACAGGGUUCUUCAAGCAGCUCAGAGACUGGGAGUUGCCUUAACACAGUACUACUUUACAAUGAAAUACAUUAUGACUGUGUCCUAGGUUUUUCAUAGACUGACCAACCAUCCCCAUGAGAAUUCCAUGUUGACAUUUUCAAAGUGGUUUAGUGCAUUGGAUUUGUGAAGCGUUUGUUGGGUAUUCAGUGUAACUCCAUUGUUGGAUAAUGCUUUUCUUAGUGGUGCUUGUUUUAAAAGUCAACUUGAGAAAUUUAGUCGUGCCUUUUUCGUUUGAUUUAAAUAUCCAUCUGUGUGAUAAGAAUUCCAUUACCCAGGCACACUGCAAUAACAUGACUGUGUUGUACAUUUUCUUUCAUACUAUAACAAACUGCAUACAAUGUAUUUCUAAUACCACUAUUUACCCUACAUGAUUCACUUGAAUAUAUUUUGUGAAUUGAAGUAUAGACCAAGUUCAGUUCUAGGUUAUUUUUCUAAAAGGCUUUGAGGUUGGAAGUUUUCACAAUGUAGUGAUUUGAAAGUGGGCAAUUCCACUUUGUUACAGCCUGAAUUUUAAAUGGAUUCAAUUGA